GCGACUUAUCCGACUGUGACGUCGAGUUGCGAAGAAACGUUAUCUCGCUUAUCGGCCGAGCUUCUACGCUUCCAUGAACGCAACAUCCGCCGUUUCGCGCGAUCUUUAAAAAUUAUAUAUUGUAAAUGCCACCGAACGGAAAGAUUUCAAAGAAGAUACAUAAGAAUAAUAAUAAUGAGAUUAUUAUUGUGACAGCAGCGUGUCGUUAUUUCCGAUAAGAUUUUCUUAUUGACAGCGCAACGACAUUUCGAAUUUACGACACGAAACAAAAGUGAAGAAUUAUUAUUAUAAUUUAUUUUACAAAUAAAAAUCUCGCACAUUAUCUCAUCGUCAACGCGUAUCCACUGUUUCGUUCUCACAAUAUCGGCAUGGAAAGUAGCAAAGUCUGCUAUUCCAAAACCUUUUCAUUACGUGUACAAAGACCACGAUUAUACCGAAAGACGUUGCGCAAUAGUAAACAUCCAUUAUACGCAUUACGUGGCACAAUUAACGUGUGAACGUGUAAUUUUUUCGAAAUUGAAGCAGAGAUAACAACAAGGGAAAAAAAACGGAACGUCUAUCAAAAGGAUGUCGUGAGAACGCGUAGCGGGAAAUAAGAUAGAAUAGCGGAUUGAUGCAGCAACCUAGUUCGAUCGACUUAAAUAUUUCCACUUUGAGAUUGAGUUAUUGUUGAAAAAUCCUCUGCAAUCGAUUUGUGCGGGAUUCGAGCUGAUCGAUGAAAGAUCGUCAACAUUAGAAUGAAUAAGGGAUGGGUGAAAGCUAAUUUGAAGAUGCAAUUCUAACGAGCAUCUGCGAUGUACGCGCUAGAACACAAGACGGGAGAAAUAUCGAGGUGAGAGAACGAAACAUCGAGACUUCAUCGUCUUACGCGUUACGAUGCCUAAUCGGUCGAACAAGACUUUCAUCAAUGAUUAAUGAAACGGUAUGCGAUCAUCUGCGAUAUUCUUCGGAGAUAAACGUCAAUUUUUCGCACUUUCAGUUGUUUAACGGUGAACGAACAUGUUGCGAGCAUCGACUUCUGAUCGGUGACUUUCAAUCAUCGUGUGACUUGUUUUUAUUUUCACAGCAGUUUCAGCUGAACAGCGAAGAGAAGAGAAAAUGCAAUUAAUUACAAAGAAAAUACAAAGACGAAUUUUGACGUAGAUGAGAUCUGCAACUUUUUUUUCGAUCGAGGAAAGGCAAAGAUAUGAAAAAUAGCACGGAAUAAAUUAAUUCCGAAGACGUGCGCGAAUCGAAUCGAAUCGAUUGAAAAUCGUACUCGAUGCGCGACGAUCGCAAGCGGCAAUGGAGAUCGCGAUGAGAAAGAACUGAACGACUCCCGGAAGAGAAGAUUACGGCGGACGAAGACCUACGACGGGGCGCGAUGGAGAGGGGCAAAUACAACGCGCGGUUUCCUUCGAAACACGACCGGCGUCACGUUCAAGACGCCAAGCAUUCGUACAAGCAGCCGUGCUCUACGUCGGUUGAUACUGUUCCACCUUCUCGUAGUCCAGCCGGUUAGACAGUUGUCGAGUGCCGUCGAUCGGACUCGUCCCGCUGAUUCGCGCGACCGUUUUUCUGUGAUUGACGCGCGAGCGGAUCUGCAACUCUGUCAUUGCAUCGUGUCUUGUUCUCUCUUUUUUGUGUCUUCAUCGUAGUUGACAGAACGGUUCGAGCUUGCUAGUGGAAAACCUCGUCGUCGGAAUACGUAGCGCAGACCUAUUUUUCUGAGACGAAGUGCGCCGGUCUCUGUGAGCCUAAUACUAUUAAGUAGUUAACAGUAUCAAGGUGGAAAAAAGAGCUUCCAGUAGUAUAUUGCUCUUCGAACUAACAACACUUCUCGAUACGUCUUCUAUUCAUCAAGAAAUGACCGGAGGUGGGACCAACAUGGCGUAUCACGGCCUCAGUCAACACGUCAAUUUUGACGUGAUACCGGAUCCCGGGGAGCGUUUUCGACUGGAAGAAAUGAUCGGCGAGGGUACGUACGGCGAAGUGUACGCCGCUUACGACAAAGAGACCGGCAACAAGGUGGCCAUCAAGAUACUGGAAAACGUCGCUGAUAAUAUCGAGGAGAUUGAGGAGGAAUAUCUGGUGCUGAGAGAUCUGAGUCUGCAUCCGAAUAUUCCUAUUUUUCACGGUUUGUUUCUGAAGCGCGCCAAACCUGGUCAGGAGGAGGAUCAAUUGUGGUUCGUGAUGGAGUUGUGCACCGGAGGUUCCGUGACCGAUCUGGUUCAAGGUCUCAAAAAACGCGGCAGUCGCCUAACGGACGACCAAAUAGCUUACAUCUUAAAGGAGACCGUCGAAGCGCUGAUCUUUUUGCACAGUAAUCAUUGCAUGCAUCGUGACGUGAAAGGUCACAACAUUCUGCUCACUGAGGAAGCGCGCGUCAAAUUGGUCGAUUUUGGCGUGUCUUCGCAUCUGGCCGAGACGCUUGCCAGGAAAAACACAUCUGUCGGAACGCCAUAUUGGAUGGCACCAGAAGUGAUAGCUUGCGAGCAACAAUUGGACUCCUCGUACGAUUCGCGCUGCGACGUUUGGUCGAUCGGUAUCACCGCUAUCGAAUUAGCAGAGGGCGAUCCGCCCCUGUCGGAUCUGCAUCCUAUGCGGGCGCUCUUUCAAAUCCCGAGAAACCCUCCGCCGUCCCUGAAAAAUCCAGACAUACAUACGCCGGAGUUGUUGGACUUUAUAGCCGAAUGCCUGGUGAAGGAUCUCGAGCAUCGGCCGUUUGCAAGCGAAUUGAAGGAACAUCCACUGUUGAUGAACGUGGAGCCGAUCGUCGGGAAGAUCAGGGAUCAACUACGCCAAGAGAUUUGUAGGCAGAGAGCGGAGGGUCGUGUACACCGGCAACCGGAGAUAACGACGAAGCACGGCAAAUUGAAGACUGACCGCAAAACUAGACCGGAGAAGAUGUACAUGGACGAUCUGGCGGCUCUCGACAUGCUAUCGGAAGAGGCUAUUGUCGAUCAAUUGCAGCAUCGAUACGAGCAGGCGCAGAUAUACACGUACAUCGGAGAUAUAUUAGUUGCCGUUAAUCCCUUUACCAAUCUUGGUUUAUACACUGGUAUUGAACAAAAACGAUAUAAAGGUCAGGCGAGAUCGGACAAUCCUCCGCAUAUAUUCGCAGUUGCCGACGCGGCGUAUCAAGCGCUUCUUCAUCAACGUCAAAACCAAGCGAUAGUAAUUAGCGGUGAAUCGGGCGCCGGGAAAACGGAGAGCGCGAAUCUGCUUUUAAAACAGCUCGUGUAUCUGAGCAAAGCGCCGAAUCGCAAUCUCGAGGAGAGAAUACUUCAGAUAAAUCCUAUAAUGGAGGCUUUCGGCAACGCCACAACCGGUAUCAAUGCAAAUUCGUCCAGAUUCGGAAAAUAUCUGGACCUGACGAUGACGAAGGGCGGAAAAGUGACCGGCGCGCGAAUCUCGGUAUACCUGUUGGAACAGUCUCGAGUGAUAGCUCAGGCUGAAGGUGAGCGGAACUUCCACAUCUUCUAUUACAUGUACGACGGCUUGGAAGCGGACAAUCGUCUCUCGGAAUUUUAUCUCGAUCCCGAGCUUCGAAGAUGUCAUCGAUAUCUCACGCAUUACAGUCACACGUCGCAGACGCACAUCGACAAGUUCCAGCAGCUCAAGAUGGGGUUCAAGGUGCUCGGAUUUCAAGACAGCGAGGUAGACACGGUGUAUCGAGUUUUAGCCGCUAUACUCCAUCUGGGCGACAUUGAAUUUGCCGAAGUGGCUACGGAAGACAACACCGACAAUAAGAGCAGAUUAGUCGACACUAUUCCGUUGCAUAGAGUCUCGAAACUACUCGGCGUCGAGCAAAACGAUCUCUUGGAAGCUCUGACAUCAAACUCGGUAAUGACCAGAGGCGAGACAAUUACUCGAAACAAUACGGUGGCCGAGGCCCGUGCGGCUCGCGACGCUAUGGCCAAGGGUCUCUACGGCCGGCUGUUCGAUUGGAUGGUCAACCAGAUCAAUUGUUUGCUGUGUUUCAAUCGCUCGCCAAAUUAUGAGCCGCUGGCGAUCGGACUGCUCGACAUCUUCGGCUUCGAGAACUUUCCCAGAAACUCGUUCGAGCAACUCUGCAUCAACAUAGCCAACGAGCAGAUACAGUACUACUUCAACCAGCACAUCUUCACGUGGGAGCAACAGGAGUACAUGGCCGAGGGAAUACCGGUGGACCUCGUCGAGUUUUCCGACAACAGGCCGGUUCUCGACAUGCUGCUCAGCAAGCCCAUGGGACUGCUCGCGCUUCUCGACGAGGAGAGUCGAUUUCCCAGAGCGACCAAUCGAUCCCUGAUUGAAAAGUUCCACAACAACAUCAAAUCAAAGUUCUACGUACGGCCGAAAUCGGACGCGGUCUGUUUCGCGAUUCAUCAUUUCGCCGGUCGCGUUGUCUAUCAAGCCGAGGGAUUCCUCGAGAAAAACAGGAACUUCCUACCGCCCGAAGUCAUUCAACUGGUACGACAAUCGCAGUACGACAUGGUUCGUUUCCUGUUCCAAUGUCCGAUCACGAAAACCGGUAAUCUGUACUCGGCGCUACAGGAGAACGAUUCGAGAAGAUUACAAUCGAAUCAAGACACAAAGGAACGUUAUUCUAGUCGAGGCUUGGCAUCGCAAUCCAGAGCUCAACAGACAGUCGCGACGUACUUCCGUUAUUCCCUGAUGGAUCUGUUGCAAAAAAUGGUGUCUGGUUCGCCUCAGUUCGUUCGGUGCAUAAAACCAAACGAUUCGAGGAGUCCGCGAUUCUUCGACAAAGAGAAGGUUAUCAAGCAAUUGAGAUAUACCGGUGUUCUCGAAACGAUACGUAUAAGACAAAACGGAUUUUCCCAUAGAAUACCAUUCAACGAAUUUCUCAAAAGAUAUUGCUUCCUUGCUUUCGGGUACGACGAGCGCGUGGUUGCCACUCGAGACAACUGUCGGCUUCUCUUGGUACGUUUAAAGAUGGACGGAUGGGCAUUAGGCAAGACGAAGGUCUUCCUCAAGUACUACCACGUAGAAUUCCUCUCGAAAUUGUACGAGGACCAGUUGAAAAAGAUCGUUAUGGUUCAAGCGUGCGUUCGACGAUGGCUCGCGAAGAUGCGAUUCAGAAAACAAAAAUGGCAGUUCGCGGUAUCCGUGGUCACAUUGCAGCGCCAUAUCCGAGGAUGGUUAGCUCGGAAAAAUACGGAAACGAUGUUGGCCCAAAAACGCGCGCAAGAAAAAACUACGACGACCGAUUUGCCACUACCGCAAGAAACGACUCGCAAGUUACAGGAACACGCGGAUGUAAAUAAUCGCGAAAAACAGCGUCGACCGCGUAAAAACUUGGAAAAGAAUGUCGCCGCGACCGUCAUACAAAGUCACUUCCGAGGUUACACCAUUCGCAAACGAUUCGGAUACGAACUGGAGGAGCGUUUCAAGAGAAUUCUGAACAAUUACGACAACAUACACGACGGUCUCAAGGCAUUGUUACGCGAGGGACUGAAGCACGAGGACGCGGCCUUUAUCGUUCAAAGAUGGUAUAAAAAAGAGGAAAAAGCAGUCCGCAAGAAACCGCCUCCGAGAGAUCCUGUACAUCCCAAAUUGCGGCAAGCGGAUCUAAUCCAGUUUUCUCAAAAUGUUCACAUGAAGAACCAGGAAGUGCACAAGAUUCUGCGUCGUAAUAAGCCCGGAAUAAGACUGAACGAUAUCGAGGAUCCGCCACCCGAUUACGUUCGUCCGGAAGGAUUCAACAUGGUGCAGCCGGUGCUGCAGUAUCGCAGCGGCAAGCAACUGGAAGAGGACGACAGCGUCAAGUAUUACCGGGAUCUCAAGGAAGAGAUGAGCAGUGGUUCGGAAUUCGAAGAAGACGAAGUUGGCUGGGACUCACCGUUGACACGGCGAGAAAAUGACCUUCAUCCAUCAUCGUCGAGGAAUCGGAGCGGUCACAUUCUGGAAGUGAGUGCCGAGAGGAGGGAUCGUGUGGCCCACAGCGAUUUUACCGUAGCGCCGGAACAACAUUUGUCAGACAUUUGGCACAAGGCUCUGAAACAACCGUCCGACUCGCAACAAAACGAAGACUCGAAGAAAAAUAUGAGUACAAGGAUUAAUGACGUGUAUAGCAACGACCUGCAAUCACGCGCCGCAGUACAACGUGCCACCGGUACUCCGCAUAUCCACGAUCCAUCUGGCUUACGAUUCGCAAUCGACGAUCGACACAACGUCGUAAACGAACGGCAGAGCGCCGUUAAUGGGCAGAAUCUCGUUAACGGUCAUCAGAAUUCCGUCAAUGAGCACUCGGUCAAUGGUUACAGCAACCAUCAAAUCUUCUACAACGUAAAUAAUGACGUAGCAAAGAAUCAAAUGAAGAUUGUGAACACCGAUCAGUCCGAAUUAACUAACGGUUCGACGCAUAACAAACCCGAAAGAUUGUCGGAUCGAUCGAAUUAUAAACACAAUGAUUACCGAAUGAAGAAUUGUCAAAAUAACGUGAACCACAAAAACGGUAUCAAUCGAUUAGCAAACGGAAAAUCGCCGGAUCAGGAAGAACUCCGAAAGGACACGUACAAUAUAGCGGCUAACCUCAGGCAGCUUCUAAGGCCGACAGUGAUCGAAAAGCGUCAGGAGAACGCCAAGGUCGAGCGCGACGCGGAGGAUAUUAACGGUCCUUACAAUUUCAGGCAGCUGCUAAGACCGACCGGAUAUCUCCCGACGGAGUCCCUGAGGAAGAGAAAAGGCGGAAUCGUUUCUAACGGAGUGCCACUGCCAAAGGACAAAGUUCCAGAGAAACACGUUAAGAGAAGAGCGCCGUUGGCACCGACCCAAAGCAAACUAGCCAAUGGAAAAAAGUGAUGUGUCACAUACUUAGUAUUAUUCGGUAGAAAUAUUUCCUCAAUAUUUUUUUGACCUCACAAAAAGAAUGAGAUUUUACUUCGAUACGUAAUGUUCAUAACGUGGGUUAUUGUUGUAAAGUAUUGACAAGUUAUUUGUUAAUUUGUUUUGCAAUAUGUCACUGAGAAAAAAGAUUACGAUGCCAGAUAAAAAAAUAUAUAUAUUUAAUAUAUUAUUAUUUAAUAUAUUUAAUUCGCAGUCAAUUGUUACUUGAAGUUGCUUUUACUUCAAGCCUAUCAGAAUUAAUUAAUAGAGUGUGAUAUUUCUUUAAAUUUGGAUUAACAAAUAUUUGGUUGAUAAUUUUCGAUCGCCACGUGUAACUGGAUUAAAUAACAUUUUCUUGAUCUUUUUUCUCGGUGCAUAUAUGUAAGAUAAAUUUUCUAUUAUUACAUGGCCAUUAACUGAAAAAGAAAUAAUUGUUGAGAGUUUUAUGCUGUUAUAUAAAUAAUUGUUUACAAAUGUGAUACAGUAUAUAUGCGUAAUGCAGAUAAAAUCGUAUUUUCAGAUUUUACAUGUUACAGAAUGAAAUAUUUCGGCGAUGGGAGAUUGAUUUCAUCAAAAAUAUUGACUCUUCGUUCUGCAUUAUAUCCUUAUAUGAAAUAAUCACCACAGUUUUAUCGUGUUACAUCGCCGCGCGCACGCGCGCGUCAACUUUUACCCUGUUAUUUAUUAUAAAAAUACGCGAAAGUAGAGCGCGUCUAGAACUAGUCAUGAUUAGCUUUAUUAAAAUCAUAAGCGUCUAUAUCCUUAAAAACAAAUAAAUUAAAAAAAUUGAUGAAAACCUAUUUUAUUAGUAAACACUUUCGCGUUUGUGGAAUAUGUAAUUCGUUACAAUUGUGAACUUCAGUGGAAUGUCAAGUUCACAUUAGUUGUUCUGUUUGAUAAUAAAGAAAUCGAUUUUUGAAAUAAUCUACUUAUACCCAAAGUA
This is a messenger RNA of Pseudomyrmex gracilis, 7750 nucleotides long. Its product is annotated as myosin-IIIb-like. Lineage: Eukaryota; Metazoa; Arthropoda; Insecta; Hymenoptera; Formicidae. Gene Ontology annotation, molecular function: protein binding; protein kinase activity; cytoskeletal motor activity. The record is from RefSeq and is a predicted model, not a curated record. The transcript has 17 exons. Gene Ontology annotation, biological process: protein phosphorylation. Bases 1846 to 6783 code for a protein of 1645 amino acids. Gene Ontology annotation, cellular component: myosin complex.